Molecule: messenger RNA, 552 nt
Organism: Linnemannia hyalina
Lineage: Eukaryota; Fungi; Mortierellomycota; Mortierellomycetes; Mortierellales; Mortierellaceae
Source: the annotation of a GenBank genome assembly
AUGCGUUCUUCUCGCCCACGCUUCAACAACCACAACAACGCUUCAACAACUCCAAGCAAGUCCAAACCCAAGCCCAGCAGCCCAGUCUCACAACCCAUCAACAAUACACCUGACCAAAAAGUGAAGGAAGACCCUUUCAAGCAAGUGCAAGGGGACGAGCUGGAGGACGGUGACGACGACGAUGACGAUGAAGAUGUUGUUAAGCGACCGGUGAAUGCCAAGCGUGCAGGCCGACGCAAAAUCAAAAUCGAGUACAUCCAAGAGAAGAGCCGACGCCACAUCACCUUCUCAAAGCGCAAGUCCGGCAUCAUGAAAAAGGCAUUUGAGCUAAGCACAUUAACGGGAACACAGGUGCUGCUCCUGGUCGUCUCGGAGACAGGACUGGUGUACACGUUUACCACCCCGAAAUUGCAGCCCAUUGUCACCAAGGAUACGGGACGGAAUCUUAUCCAGGCCUGUUUACAUUCUGCGGACCCUGCGACUGCAGAGGCUGGAGCAUCAGGAGCAGGAGCGGAGAGCGACGACGGGGAUGACAAUGACGAGGUAGAAUAA